CUUGCCUACGGAGAAAGCUAAGAAGAAUCAUAGUCAUGGUUACAUCAAAUUUAGUAAUGGCCAGUAACUCAAUUGCAAGGUCCAUGGAGGAAGAUGAGAAACAGCAUGGGCAUGGUGAUAGUCUUAUUCCUACUGCUAUGAGGAGAGUGAUGGUGGUUAUAGAUGAUUCCAUUGAAGCUGAAUCAGCCAUGUUGUGGGCACUUUCUCAUGCUGUUUAUCACUCUGAUACUCUCAUCCUCCUCCAUAUUCUGCCUCCUCUUCAAGCCAAAGGUGUUCUAUUUGCAGCAAGAGAUCCUGAGGAUCCAAGAAGGCUUGUGGACAUGAAAGCUUGCUGGUUUGCCAAUUCUCUUAAGGCUUUGUGCAAGCGACACAGACCAGAGGUGAUUGUAGAAAGUGUGGUUAUAGAUGGAAGGAAUGACGAUAUAGGCUGUUUGAUAGUAAGUCAAGCCCAAAACCUUCAAGCCUCUCUGCUUGUAUUGGGCCAACCCAAGUCUUCUUUCUUAUACAGGGUUAUCCUAAGGAGAAGUUCUAAGAUGGGUAUUGUGGAAUACUGCAUUAACAAUGCAGAGUGCAUGACAGUGGCAGUGAGAAAGCAGAGUGGGGACUUGGGAGGAUAUUUGAUCAGAACCAGAAAGUUCAGAAACUUUUGGAUGUUAGCUUAAUCUAGUAUUCUACCAUUUUAACCAUGCUUAUUUGUAUAUAGCAGUAUAUAUUCUUAAUAAGUCUAUACGAGGGGUCAAGUCUUGCUGAGUUCAAGGCUUUGACAUCAUAAGAGAUGAGGUUCAGAUGGUACCUUGAUAACCACUUUGUGGAUGAAAAAUCCUCCAUAAGAAAAAAAAAAUCUAUUAUAAUAAAGAUAUGUAGAAGAUAAAUGAACUGAACAUAAAUGUUAUGUAUAAUAUGUCAAGCGAGAAAGUAAUAUCUCUUGGAAAUAAACUUACCCUUCAUUCCUAU
This is a messenger RNA of Cryptomeria japonica (Japanese cedar), 954 nucleotides long. RefSeq lists its product as uncharacterized. NCBI's taxonomy places the organism in Eukaryota, Viridiplantae, Streptophyta, Pinopsida, Cupressales, Cupressaceae. The record is from RefSeq and is a predicted model, not a curated record. The coding region runs from base 36 to 662 and encodes 208 amino acids. The transcript is spliced from 4 exons.